This is a messenger RNA of Rhipicephalus microplus (southern cattle tick), 5832 nucleotides long. Its product is annotated as ski oncogene. The record is from RefSeq and is a predicted model, not a curated record. Gene Ontology annotation, cellular component: transcription regulator complex; cytoplasm; nucleus. NCBI's taxonomy places the organism in Eukaryota, Metazoa, Arthropoda, Arachnida, Ixodida, Ixodidae. Gene Ontology annotation, biological process: negative regulation of BMP signaling pathway. Gene Ontology annotation, molecular function: DNA-binding transcription factor activity, RNA polymerase II-specific; RNA polymerase II cis-regulatory region sequence-specific DNA binding; SMAD binding.
AUGAGGUUCAACAAGCGGGAGGGGGUGAGUGAAUCGACACGAGAUGAAGCCGUGCCCGGCUCUGCACGCGAGACAGCGAAUGUGCCGCCCACUGGCCGCCUCAAUUUUGCCACCGGAUACUUGUCCGCCUGUGUUUUUUCUUCGGCGUUUCACCCCCUCGAUUCUGCGACGAUCACGUCCUACCAGCCGAGCCUAAUGCACAUCGACGCAGCAAGCAAAAAGCGAGCGGCACGCGCUUCCCUGUCGGACAUCGAGGGUGGCGGCUUUGUGACCACUGGCGGUCCGGACUCAGCCUACUGGUAUCACCAGCACAGCCAGUGGGCUAGGACCUCGGCCUUCAAGCCAUGGAGCCCCGUGCUGCUCAAGGAGCGAAUGGCGGCCAGCAAGCUGCCCCCCGGAGAGCAGCUGCUUGCCGGCCUCCCGACUCUGCCCGUCUACCUCAAGCACAACUUGGCCUACCCUGUAGAAGCCUACCUCCCAGCUGAUGUCGCAGAAUUACAGAAGCUGGGUCCAGCAGUCCUAAAGGCCGAUCCCGACAGGCUUGAAGCAGGUGUGACGCUGCCGGUUCUGAAGAAGGGAGCUCAGAUUGUGAUGGACGUUGUGCCCAAGAAAGAGCACGUGCCGACUGCCUGCAGCAGGUCGUUGGAGUUGGCAUCGGGAGGCAUGGCACCUGCCGGCAAGCUCGUCAACGGAAGGCUGUCUGCUGACACGGAAGAGACCAUGUCCAAUAGCAGCCUCAGCACAUUGUCUGGAGUGGAGGAUGUCGGCAUGGCCGAGGAUGGCAAGGAAGGCGCCACUCUGGUUGCACCCGAGCUGCAGGGCCUGUGGGUGGCCUUCGAGAGGCACUCCCUGGGCGAGCGUGCUCGCCAAGACAUCAUGCACGAGGUCAGCCUGCUCCUGUCGGCGUGCCAGCAGCGGCAUUUCAUUGCCAGCUACAAGCUGCUGCUGCAACAGCGCCAGGAGGCGGAGCCCAUGCCUCCUUGCAAGCUGGGCUCCAUGGCCAAGGGUGGCGACAUGCCAUCCCCUCGUCGGCCGCCACCAACAAGCGCCGUGCUCACGUCGCCACCCAACAGCACACACCAGCCGCCGACGGCCAGCUCUCCCGAAGCAGCCCCACACGGGUCCCCAGUGAAUUCGCACGAGGACAAGGAACUCGCAGCCUGCACUCCCAAACCGCCACUCAAACCACCCGUGGAACAACACAAGAUGCUCCUUACCGCCUAAACCGGUGGUGCCGCCGCAGCAUCGCAUGCAUCGCACGUCGCAGCGUGCGUCACUUAAUGUCGACUCGCUGCGACCCUUCCACAGUUUCUUUCUGUGCUGUUGCCAUUGACUUGGAAGGCCAUGUGUGUGUGUAUGUGUGUAUGUGUGUGCAUGACUGUGCAUUCUUGUGGCCUGGGAAAUGUGUUGGUAAUGCGAGGUGCGACCCCAUUGGAGGGAGGAGGAAGAGAAGUGAGCAUGCCACAUUAAUCUCGCUCAGUCAUUGCGAGCUUUUGCGUAUAUGUUCAUGACAAACGACAUUAUCAAUUGAAGGCAAAUAAUGUAAAAAAUGUGGGCAGUUUGCGAUAGUGGAUCAAGGCUGAACUAACAGCUUGUGGGUGACCUAGACUAAUAGCAAGGUCUUAAUUAGUGCAGUCUUAAUUAGCACAACCUGUUACCGCCAAUUGACGUUUUUAUUCAAGGCAAGUCAUACAGUAAUAUCUGAGGGCAAAACCACGAUAUGAGACACGCCGUAGUAGCGAGCACUGAAAAUUUCGAUCAUCUAGUGUUUAAUAACGUGGACCAAUGUCGCACUAUGCUCGGGCCUCUAGUAGUCCGUGUCUAUCAAAGUGCAACUGCCACGGCCACUAUUGAACCGGCAACUUUUGCAUCGGCAACGGAGCAUUAUGACUGCACCACCAAUCAGUUGAUGGCAAAUGCAUUGCCAUUCACAAAAUUUAUCUGGAACAGCAUCUGCUGAGACUUAUUCCCAACAGGCAUACCUGUUGGUUAAAUGUAGAAGCGAAAUUCCUGACAAGAAAUCAAGAGCUAGCUUGGCUCUGCCAAGCAUGCAGACUUGAGAGCCCUGAAUAGCUCAGAAAAUGCUUGAAAUCUUAAAGAUUGAAAAAGUGUAACAGGUAUGCUGUUGAAACAGACAGAACACCAAGCCCGACUGGCCAAACCAAAUGUAUACGAGUGCCACGGAACCAAAAAACACCUGGUCAGAACACAAACCCGGUGAUUUUCGUGAUUUACAAAAUGGACAGCAUAAGUGAACAAGCUUCAUGAAAUGCUUUCUCUGUUUUGCACAGCUGUCUUGCCACAUUCACAUUAGAUGAAAACAUAACGGUUGUUACUACUACUACUGCUGACUACUACAAGAUGGUCAACAAACGACUACAUGGCAGGUGUCGUGGCAGACUUCAAUUCCUCAGCCUCCUCCCCAUGUACCGUCGAUCGCCAAGCCUUCCUCUCGAAGCAGCUAUUGUGGCUGCAAAUCACAAAUUGGCUUUAGUUCUAGGCUUGAUGACUGCAAACACAAGUCAGGCAAAAACUGUUGGCUGUGGUCAAUGUUUGCUUUGACUUAAAAAAAAAAAAAGGCACAACCAGUUGACGUUAUGUGCCAAAUCGUACCUGUUUUCUCUUUGAGCGGAAAGUCUUUCUUUGGAAAGUCUCUUUUCCUGGGGCCCACCUCGCUCGUGUUUGAUGAGCAGGUAACUGGUGCGGAAAGAAGCGUCAAAUGCAAUACUUUUUUCUGUUUUCCUUCUUCUCGUGCCGUAAAUGCGACAUGCACACACAGCGAUUGUGGUGAUCAGCCGAGAACGUCGAGUCGCGGAGGCAGUCAGUACCGCUGCAAGAUCUCGCCGGCCCUUUCGUUCGCCGAGGUCUUUUACCGUCUUUCCUCUUUCAACGUGUCCGUGUUAUCGCCGUUGUUGCUGUUACGUUAUCUUUUAAUUCUUACUUACUCGCACUUCUCUCUCGUGAAAAUGUAGUAGACAAUGGCUGUGUGUUGUCAUCAGCACAGGUGCUUCUUUUUAUGUUUCGUGUCACUCACCUUCGUAGUGUUCAUAGCUUUCUUACUGUAACAGUGUCGGCCUGCCUGUUGUUUUCACCCCCCUUUUUUUAUGGCUCAUGUUUUAUUCUAGACUCGAGAAGUUUUAAUGUCUGUUGUUUCGUUUGUUGUUAUUGUGCGAGUGUAUAGAAGCCUCUGUGUCGAGUAUACCUCACGGUCUGGCUCGCCAGGCCAGCUUGCUUUCAAUGGUGCAAGCUGAAACUGUUGGGCAGACACACAGCCCGGCCUUUGCGCUAGAUGUAACGCAAGUUGUGUGUGGUGUGUCUGAAACUUCUAGUGGGACGGGGUGUCCCUUCAUGUGCGUUCGUCUUACCUCAAGGUGCAAGUUGUGGGGUGUUUGGUGUAUCCUGUAGGCAGGGCACGAGCAUCGCUCUGCAGUGACAGUUUGCAUUGUGCCAGCGUGUGUGAACCUUGUUUUUUUUUGUUUUUCUCGACAUUUUUUUCUGACCUGUGAGUGUUUCUGUUGCCCAGUUCUGUGUGCGUGUAUGUGUGUGUGUGCGUGCACAUUUUCAGUCAUCAUUGCCCUUUUCAUCUGUCGCGCUGCAGAAGCACGGCUUCUGUGUCGAAAGCCUUGUUCGCUCACCACUCACUCGUCGUCAUUCCCGUCGCCCAUUUUACGAAAUCGCAGUGCGCGUGGGGGUGCGGGCACGCGCACCUUUAAUGAGGGAGGUUUGUUUCGAGUCAACGGUCUUUGUUGAGAGAGCUGGAAGAGCACUCUGUGGUGUCGAAAAUCUGUGGGAGGAUGAAGCCGGAUGCAGUAGGAAUCUUGCCGGCGGGAAAUCCUGAGUGGCGCGGAAUGGCAUUUUCGAACGUACACCUCAUCAGAAACAAUGAAAUAAUUUUUUGCAGCAGCAGAGCUGCACUCAUUGAAUUUAAUUUACAUCUACUUACAGCCAAGUGAUUGUUGCAGCACACUGCGGAAAGGUUAAAACAAUUUUGUGGCCAGAAUAGAUUUGCAUGACAACGAACAACCUUAACACCAUGACACGAAAGGUCACGGGUUCGAUCCCGAUCUCGGCAGUCGGAUUUUGAUGGGAAGAAAUUUAUGGUAGGGGCUCGCGUACUGCAUGAUGGCACUGCACAUCAAAAAACACCAGAUGGUCAAAACUUUUGGAGCCCUCCACUACGGCGUCUCUCAUAAUCACUUUGUAGUGUUGAGACAAAACUUUAGAUAAUAAAAAAAAUUACUCACAUUAGUGCAGUCUGUGGCAGCUUGUGGAUGUGCACCAGUUGGACUGAUCAAGAAAAGCAUUUGAUGGCUUGAGACUGAACAUUCCGUGCUCUGCACUAUUUCUGAGUUCUUAUCGUUCAUGAUUGUUACAAGCAACAUUCUACUGCAUCCUGGCCGCUUUUAUUCACCGGACAGACUGUUUUGCAUUUUGACUCCUUUAAAGAGAAAGCUGUCAUUGUUGGUCGUCUAGCGCACAUGUUUUCAUUGGGCACCCCCAUACUGCAAAGUGCAGCCCGAGAAAUGUUUCAUUCAAUGAGUAUUCAGGGAUUUUCGGAAGGACAGCUCCCAUAGAGGUUUUUUUUUUUUCUGUUCCUCCUCGAGGUAGGUUUGUGCUUUUCAUGUGAGUUCAACAACCUUAAUGAAAACAACGGCAGGUUUCACACUCUGCACACCUGAUCGUUGCAGCUCAUUUCAUUACGGUGUGCCUCGAGUGAAAGUUGCUGCGACUUUUUCUUUGGCAGCAAAACGCUCAUUUACAGUGCGUCCAUUUUCAAUGGUCAACUAUCAGUUAACAUACCAGUAGGCAAUGCCUCCUACUUUGUGCUUUGAUUCGCAUACUGAUGGUCUUUCCCACCGCCCUUGUAAGUGGACUGCACUUCGUUCAAAAUUUUUCGUUUUCUGUUUGGACAUUUUAUCCUCUGCAUCCUGAACAUUUUCAUUACGUGCACACGGUUCGUGCCUCAUGCACAUGUUGCUGCAGUAUUCCUUGCACAAGCUCAUUCUUUUGCUGAGUGCAUGCAGAAUCAAUUGUAUGCGCAAUGCAAAUGCAGCAAAACGACAUAUUUGUUGCUACAAAGAAACGAUGCUGUUGCAUUCGUUACAACAGCUCCGCUUCAACGGGACGCCAAAGGAAAACGUUAAGUUGGGACAAACUCAUGAAUUUGUCAUUAAGAAGUACACCUUCCCAUGUUAACCUCUUUCUUGAAAAUUUAUCCACCGUAUCAACGGAGGGCUGUUACAUUUCUAAAAAAAAUUUCACUCGUGCCUAAACUACCACGCUGCGAGCGCUAUUGCGUGGCUUUUGAGACUAUCCAGUCUUUUUUCCGAUUUCAUUGGCUCAGUAUAUUUAGCGCUGAAUUGAUCCGGAUAGUACUAGUUACACUUCCAGUUGCUGGUUACAAACGUAACCUAGGGCCCAAACAUGCCCCACAGUUUUCCUUCGGCGUCUCUCCAUUUUUUUUGUGUGUGUCUGUCUGUCUCUUACAGACACGGUACCUCAUCAUCUUAGUGAGGUGUUUUUAAAGCACCCGGUCAAGUCUUGCUUGUCGUUUAUAUUUCUCUUGUGUUUUUUUUUCUAUUUGUGCGUGUGUGCGUGUGCAAAGUACUAUUCGAAGCGGGUUUUCAAAUGUGUGUGUCCUAGUCAUAACGUCCCCACCUUUACAUUAUCCUGCACAACAACAACAACAAAAUAACUUCAAAAAGUGUCACGUCGACACAUGUACAAAAUGAAAGAGAGAUAGAAAAAAAAAAUGAAGGCGACAAAGAUCCGCAGCUAGAGGCUCAGCGCCUUGUUCGCGCCGAGACGCUGUUUGACAGUGGCACAAUGCGA